AUGUCGAAUCUAACUGUGGUGACUUUCGAAAGCGAAGAUAAUGCUAAAGCCCAAGUUCGGUCCAUCCUCGGCCCGACAAAGGACUCGGAGUUCCUGCAGAGCUUCGUUCGCGUCGGAACUGGAGAAGAGGAUGAGGAAUUACCAGUCCCGAAAGCGUCCAUCAGCAAACGAGCCCCAGUGGAAAAACUCGACUCUACUGAUGAUGAAAAUUUGACCGUAAUAAUACGAAAGGUAUCUGAAAAGCCUAAAAAAAGUCUGAAAAGGGUUCGUCGGAAGCCAAAGCGUGAGAGACGUCGUCGGGAAGAGGAGUUGUACACUGAUAAAGAUAGAGCUGCAGCCGUCGUGAUAGGCACGAGGGACAUCAAGCAGUCCCUGAGCAUGAAGGAUAAGGCGGAGAGGAGCAACAACUUGCAGAUCCCGAUGGAGGCGGAUGCUGGGACGCUGCUGGCGUUGGCGCGCGCCGAGAUGAUGCGCGAGGGGUACCGCACUGCGCUGACGUUCGUCGAUAAGGCAAUCGAUCUGGCCCCUGAAGAAAAAGCAGCUUAUGUGUCUCGCAGCCGAUGUUACCUGCUCCUCGGCGAGCCUCACAAAGCCCUGGAAGACGCGGAGAUCGCCCUGAAGCUCGACCCCAAACACGCAAAGGCACUGCUUCAGAAAGCUGAAGCGUUGUACUAUUGCGGCGAGUUCGAAUUGAGCCUGGUUCACUACCAUCGAGGACUUCGGGCAAGGCCUGAUCUGAGUGAAUUUAGGCUCGGAGUUCAAAAAGCUCAGGAGGCCAUAGAAAAUACCAUCGGCGCAGUAAAAGCGGUUAAAAAGGCGCCAAAUAAACGUAGAUUAUCGAAAUCGUCCCGACCGGUCUUAGGUCAGUUGAUGUCAGACAAAAUCUAUUUGGAGAAUUUGCUCAAGAACCCAGAUCUAGCAAUUGCGGAUAAGAAAAACGCCGUGGUUCUGAAGCAAGCGGAGGAGGCGAUACGAUUUUUGGAAAACAGAGAAGAAUUUUGGAGGCAACAACAAACUGCUACGAAACACUAAGCAUAUAAACGAUAGGUUAAUAUUAGACUUUAAAAACCCCACAUGAAAUAAGAUGGGCGGAUGAUUAGGUAUCCAGUGUCUACGUACUGUAGGUAUC
Messenger RNA from Maniola jurtina (meadow brown), 1129 nucleotides. Its product is annotated as outer dynein arm-docking complex subunit 4. Lineage: Eukaryota; Metazoa; Arthropoda; Insecta; Lepidoptera; Nymphalidae. Gene Ontology annotation, molecular function: protein binding. The record is from RefSeq and is a predicted model, not a curated record. Bases 1 to 1032 code for a protein of 343 amino acids. The transcript has 4 exons.